Molecule: messenger RNA, 676 nt
Organism: Vitrella brassicaformis
Lineage: Eukaryota; Vitrellaceae
Source: the annotation of a GenBank genome assembly
AUGGCGCUCACGGCCAUCUGCGAAAUGCUCAAGGAUAAGGCUGUCGUCGGUAGGAUGAACACACACACACACACACACACACAUACACACAAAGAGAGAGAGAGAGAGAGAGAGGACCAACCAGAAGCCCACUGUCUGUCUGCCCGUAUGUGUGUGUCCGCCAGAAAGGGUGCUGUCUCGCCAGAAAGGAGCUGUUCCAGCCGCUAUUGGACAUCUCCCUCCGCCCCGUGCAAGUGCGCUCCUUCACUUGACCGGCCUUGCCGACCUCCACGAGCGGGCGCAGAAGUUGCGGCAGGUCGCCAGGGACAGGCUGCAAAACACCAUCCCGCACUCGACCUUCCGGCUGUUCAAGGGCCUCCUGCCCACUGCAUGGGACUUCCAAACGGCCCGGCACUUCAUCUUCAGCUGGACGAGGGGGAUGAUGGAGAGAGAUCGACUACAUGCAGCUGCUCAGGGCGGUCUCGAUCAGCAUGAGCAGCCAUCUUGGCCAACUGAGAGGCAUCCGGAAGAGCCCCAAGCCGCCACCAGCACCACCACCACGCGCUCAUACCUCUCACUGUCGACAUUCACGCCCUCAUCCUGUCUGCCCUCCCGUUCGCUCAUCGGAAGGCCUGUGGCGGGUAGACGGUGCAGCGGAUGGUGACGUCGUGGGGCAAGUGGAUGAUGCACAAGAGCA